ACUUUUGAUGUUUACUAUUGGACAUCAGAUCGGAAGUGCUAUUAGAAUAGAAUCAUAUUAAAGCAUUACGGAACAAUGAAUUAUAAUUCAUGACUGUCAGCGGAAAAACUGACUUUGUCUCUUUGUGGACUACUAGGUCUCGUGGCGUUGAGUUUGUGAUUUUUUAAAUGCAAACCAUGGUGAGUGGUAAACAGACAUGACCUUAUAGAAAUGAUGGCAACGAGGUAAUUUAACGUGUGCCUCUUGUCAAGAUGUUAGGUCUUUUGAGAUGCACAUUGAAAACCAUUUACAAGCAACAUCUACAUUCUCAUAUUUAUUGAAGAUUUGUACUAGAGGUGGAAAACUCCGAAUACGUAGACUACUAUGGCAACCAGGUGUCUCCAGUUGGAUAGAUGUUGCUCAAAAUAAGUUAUGCAGCAAUACUACAAAAGAGCAGCAGUAUUCCUUAAUUCAGAAGCGGUCGUAUUGAAGCACUUGAGCGUCUGUGACUAUUUUCCUGAUUAUUCUGUUCAACUAGUGAGAUAUUCUAUGGAAGCUUUUCAAAUGUUACACAGUGUGUAAACUUUAUUUGCAUGAUUUGAUUUUGAUAUUUAUGUGUUAUCAAAAUAUACUGUUACGAUUGUAGUGUUAGCAUUGCUUAAUUUUAUUAGAUUUAUCAUAUUUAUGAGUAAUAAUUUGUCAAGAUUACAGAAGAUUUAUAGACACUAUCCUUGAUCAAAGACUAUUUAGAAUUUUAAAUCUACUUAUAUGGUAUCUUCAGUAUGAUAUUAAUUUUAACUUUUUAAUUAUUUAAACAUUUUUAACAUGAAAUAAGUAUGAAGAAUGGGAAGAUUUGUUGUUUUUCGUAAUAACAUCUAAUGGUUACCUCUGUAUAUACCUAAAAUUUUGCAACAUGGAUUUGUCUAGGAAAACAAUUGAAGAUAAUCCUAAUAGGGUUAAUGCAGGCCAGGAGUAUCCUGUGAAUAUAUAUAAGAAGCGGAAAACUUUUCUCUCACAUAUAAAUACAUAUGAGGAACUUCCAUUAAAACAGCAAGAAAGUGUAAGUAUAGUUUCUAAACCAGAGUUUGAAAAAGGAUGUUCAUCUAAUGCAGAUUGUUUCAGUCAGAGCCAUGUUCCUAUUACAGAAGAUAGCAGAAAUGAUAACAGAAGAAGUUCUAAGAAUACUAUAAAUAGAUCUGGUAUUUGGGCAGCAGCUCUGCCCAGUGAUACAGAAUCAACCCCUUCAGAAAAAGGUGAAAAUGAUGAAGUGUUAGAUCCACUUGAUGUUGCUAAAGAAAAGGAAAAUCAUCAGUGUGUGUUGGUAAAUAAAACUGAAAAUAAGGGUGAUGCUGGAAAUAUGGAAAUUAAAUCAAAAGGAAAUAAUUCUGUUGAAAGUGACGGAGAUCUUUCUUUUGAUGAAGUCACCAAAGAUUUUAUUGACUCUUCAUCUUCUUCCUCUGAAAAAGACAGUGAUGAUGGGAAUGAAUGGUUCACGUGUAAGGGUUGUGAGAAAGUUUUCUUUGCCAGAAAGGCUUACACAAACCAUAGACGUAGUUGUAAUUUAAAUCAGGAACAAAAUUGCCCUUUUUGUAAAGAAGUUUUCACAAAGAUGAAUGAAUUGGCAGAUCAUGUGAAAGCAGUUCACAAGAAUGAUAAACCAUUUUUGUGUGAUAUCUGUGGAAAAACCUUUCCAAAUCCAAUAGCUUUGAACAGGCAUAUGCUAUCACACACGAAAGUGAAGUCACACUCUUGUAAAGAGUGUGGUAAGAGUUUUGCUUGUCAGUCGAAUUUAAGGUCACAUGUUUUAAUACAUAGUGAUGAGAAGCCAUUUCAAUGUGAAGAAUGUGGUAAUAAAUUCCGUCGUAGCAGUACAUUACGUUUUCAUAAGAGAACUCACACAAAUGAGCGCCCUUACCAAUGUGAUGUUUGUGGAAAAACUUUCACCCAACCCAGUAGCCUAAAAACACAUCAAAAGUUACAUUCAGGUGAGAGACCGCAUGCCUGUAAUGUCUGCAAUGAAAAGUUUGCUUUGAAGGCUGCCUUACAGUCACAUAUGCGGACUCACACCAAAGAAAAACCUUUUAGUUGUGAGCUCUGUCAUAAAAGCUUUACUCAGUCCAGUGCAUUAAAAAUUCAUUUAAAGAAACAUGAAAAUGUCAAGACUUCCAAUACUUCCAAUGCUGCUGAUGAUAACAAUAAAGAAUUGGUACAAGAGGAUGAAACACCCACUGAUGGGAAAACUAAAAAUCACCAUUGCGAACUUUGUGGACGCUGUUUUGCUCUAAAGAACACCUUGAAAAUACAUAUGAUGAGGCAUAGGGGAGAAAGACCACACAAAUGUGAUGUCUGCCCCAAGAGUUUCACUCAAUCAAGUACCUUAAAAAUUCACAAGCGAAUACACACAGGCGAUAAACCAUAUGCUUGUAGUGUUUGUGAUGCUCAUUUUGCAUAUAAUUAUGCUCUUCAGAAGCACAUUUUAAAACACAAAGAAGCAGGUGAAAUAGGAGAAGAAGAAUUUUUAGAACAGGGAGACUGCGAGCACGAUGCCAAAUUAAAUGUGUAUGGAGAAGAGGUUGUUGGACCUGAUCCAGCAGCACUUGAAGAAAUGAAACAGAAAAUUCUUCAGACACUAUCAAGGACAGAUGAUAAAAAUAUAGUUAAACAAAAUGAUGACAGUGAAGUUAAACAUGAAGAAUCAAUUAAAAAUGUUAACAGUGAAGAAAGUGAUCAUGGGGAAACAAAUGUGAUCUCUGAUAGUGGUGAAGAUCAAGAAAAAACUGGUAAAAGAGUAACGCCCAUGGACUUCUUGGCUGUAUUUCAAUCUUCUUUUAAGGCUUCUCCUAACUUUGAUUAA
This is a messenger RNA of Macrobrachium nipponense, 2833 nucleotides long. Its product is annotated as zinc finger protein ZFP2-like. The coding region runs from base 893 to 2833 and encodes 646 amino acids. The record is from RefSeq and is a predicted model, not a curated record. Lineage: Eukaryota; Metazoa; Arthropoda; Malacostraca; Decapoda; Palaemonidae. The transcript is spliced from 5 exons.